Molecule: messenger RNA, 2314 nt
Organism: Dipodomys ordii (Ord's kangaroo rat)
Lineage: Eukaryota; Metazoa; Chordata; Mammalia; Rodentia; Heteromyidae
Gene: Atg13
Product: autophagy related 13
Exons: 17
Coding region: 430-1872 (480 amino acids)
Biological process (GO): autophagosome assembly; piecemeal microautophagy of the nucleus; mitophagy
Cellular component (GO): extrinsic component of membrane; Atg1/ULK1 kinase complex; cytosol
Source: RefSeq, a predicted model, not a curated record
CGGCGCCGGGGAGCGACCGGCUGCUGGGUUGAGGCAGGAACGAGCGCUUGGCGGGAGAGGGGAGCCCUGAGGAAAACCAGUCGACCUGAUUACGGCAGCCUGCUCAUUCCUGAGGGCAAAAAGGUCUGGCCUACGAAGUCGGGACCCAACUUAAGGUGUUAGGAAUCCGCCUGCGACCUGUGCUGUCACUCCCUGCCCGAAAGAACCGAACCUUCAGCCAGGAGGUGCGGCUGGCCGGCCCCGGGCCCCGGCCUCCGUAAUGAGAGCCUCGGGACACACUCUGGGCAGCUGCUUUUCAGGUGAGGGUGACUGUUGACUAGUGAAAAAAAGGGACUCAAGGUUCACGACUCUCUUCUUACUGGCAGUGGAACGACCUGUGGAAACCUGCGAUCUGUUCUCAUUAAAUAAAUCUCUGGAUUCCUAUAGGCAAUGGAAACUGAUCUCAAUUCCCAGGACAGAAAGGACCUGGACAAGUUUAUUAAAUUUUUUGCCCUCAAGACUGUCCAAGUGAUUGUCCAGGCUCGACUUGGUGAAAAGAUUUGCACUCGUUCAUCUUCUUCCCCAACGGGUUCAGAUUGGUUUAACUUAGCAAUCAAAGACAUCCCAGAAGUAACACAUGAAGCAAAGAAGGCAUUGGCAGGGCAGCUGCCUGCGGUUGGGCGCUCUAUGUGUGUGGAGAUCUCACUCAAGACUUCUGAGGGAGAUUCUAUGGAGCUGGAAAUUUGGUGUCUUGAAAUGAAUGAAAAGUGUGAUAAAGAAAUCAAAGUUUCUUACACAGUCUAUAACAGACUGUCACUGCUGCUGAAGUCUCUUCUUGCUAUAACUAGGGUGACACCAGCCUACAGACUAUCCAGAAAACAAGGGCAUGAAUACGUCAUAUUGUACAGGAUAUAUUUUGGGGAAGUUCAGUUGAAUGGCUUAGGAGAAGGCUUCCAGACGGUUCGUGUUGGGACAGUGGGUACUCCUGUUGGUACCAUCACUCUUUCUUGUGCUUACAGAAUUAACUUGGCAUUCAUGUCUACCAGGCAAUUUGAGAGAACCCCACCUAUCAUGGGGAUUAUCAUUGAUCACUUUGUGGACCGUCCCUAUCCUAGCUCCUCUCCCAUGCACCCCUGCAAUUACAGAACUGCAGGUGAGGAUGCUGGAGUAACAUAUCCAUCAGUGGAAGACUCUCAAGAAGUGUGUACCACCUCUUUUUCCACAUCCCCUCCCUCCCAGCUCAUGGUUCCAGGGAAGGAAGGUGGGGUACCCCUUGCUCCCACCCAGCCUACUCAUGGCGCCCAGGCUGACCAGGAAAGAUUGGCAACUCACACACCUUCCGAUGGGAUCCACUGUGCGGUUACCCCUUCCAGCAGUGAGGAUGCUGAAACUGUAUCUAACAGCAGCGAGGGACGGGCCUCCCCACAUGAUGUCCUAGAAACCAUCUUUGUCCGAAAAGUGGGAGCCUUUGUCAACAAACCCAUCAACCAGGUGACUCUGACAAGUUUGGACAUACCUUUUGCCAUGUUUGCUCCCAAGAAUUUGGAGCUGGAAGAUGCCGAUCCUAUGGUAAAUCCUCCCGAGUCCCCAGAGACAGCAUCUCCUCUCCACGGCAGCCUGCACUCCAAUGGCUCCAGUGGAGGCAGCAGUGGCAAUGCGCAUGAUGACUUUGUGAUGAUUGACUUCAAACCUGCUUUUUCUAAAGAUGACAUUCUUCCAAUGGACUUGGGGACUUUCUAUCGUGAAUUUCAGAACCCUCCUCAGCUGAGCAGCCUUUCCAUAGAUAUUGGAGCCCAGUCCAUGGCUGAAGACUUGGAUUCACUACCAGAGAGGCUGGCUGUGCAUGAGAAGAACGUCCGCGAAUUUGAUGCCUUUGUAGAAACCCUGCAGUAAAAAAAUGUCCUGAGUACCAGCAGCAUCCCUGUGGUCCCAGGGGGCUGAGAGCCCCUCACUCCUCAGUUACUCCCUUCCCUCAUGCUGCUUCCAGAAUGGUUCCCCAGGGGGACCCAGAAGCCUCUGCUCUUGGACCAUCCUGAGACUCCAUGGUGGCAGUGAAGCCUAGUAACUGCGGGUAGAAGGGCUUGCCUCCAGGCCUUUCAGCUAGACCUGGGUUAAUGGGCCUCAGCAGAACCACCCACCCACGUUCCACCGGUCAUUAUCAGUUGUUUCACAAAGGAUGUCACCUAGUUUCUGUUGCUCCAGCCUCCUACCUAGGGCUGCCCUGAAGCUGGCUGGUCCCCUUGCCUGCCUGCUCUUACCAUCAACCAUUUGACAUUCCAGCUAGUGGCCCACAGGCUGGGGCAAGGCAGAAAGAAGGAGAACAUGUUGGGGAGGA